Messenger RNA from Sipha flava (yellow sugarcane aphid), 893 nucleotides. RefSeq lists its product as uncharacterized. Lineage: Eukaryota; Metazoa; Arthropoda; Insecta; Hemiptera; Aphididae. Gene Ontology annotation, biological process: cytoskeleton-dependent cytokinesis. The record is from RefSeq and is a predicted model, not a curated record. The transcript has 3 exons. Gene Ontology annotation, cellular component: dynactin complex. The coding region runs from base 267 to 845 and encodes 192 amino acids.
AACUAAACAAUCGUAAUGAACUAUCGAUAGUUAAGUAUAUUGAAAAUGCGAUAUAGUCAAUAUCACCUAAAUGUUGUUUGUAACAAAGUGCUGUUGUUAUCAUAAAUAUUUGUUAAUUUAUGUACCUUGUUAUCAAUUCAAAACAAUUUUUUCUCGUUUUGUUCUAAUUCACCCCAUUUUACGGUACCCAAAUAUCGUCGUUCCUUUGUUAAAUCUAUUUUUCAUUCAAAUUAUUGUCGAGCAGCAAACGAAUAACUACAAAAAACAUGGAAACCGAUAAAAUAGGAAUUUUAGAAAAGUGUGUAGCUGCUUUAGAAUUAAAAGUGUAUGGUGCAAAUAAAGUCACUCAAACUUCACUACCUAGUGGUAACCUUGUUGAAGAAGUAAAGCUAGUUGACAAUACUAUAGGUAAUGCAUGUAUUGGUCAUCCUUAUGCUAAUGCUUUACUGAGUCAUGUAAAACUAUUGGAUAAGUUAAUGGAUCCAUUUUAUGAAGAAUAUCAACCUGAAAUAUCCAAACGAGAAGUUAUACUUUCUUCAGAGUCUGAAUUAAUUGAUUAUGUGCAGCAGCUUAAGCAACUCGAAGAAAAACGACAUACAAUAAAUGAUAAGUCCUAUGGAGAAUUAGACAAAUAUACAGAAGAAAUUGAGAAAUUGGUUGGUAAUGAAAGAAACCAACGUCAAUUAAUUAACCAACAAACAGAACAUUUACACAAAUUAUUAUUUAGGUAUGAACAACUGAUGUUAAAAUUUUCAAUAGCAUUUGAUACAUUAGAAAAAGCAAUAACAGUAUUAGAGUUAAAGACUUCAGAAAAACCAGAAGAAGAUAUUGAAGAUAGUAAAUAAAUCAAAUACAAAUAUAUUUUUGCAUAAAAAAAGUAAAAAUAUCUUUAA